CUCUCCGCUUCAACUUUUCCAAAUCUUCACUUUUGGUCUUUAGAAAUGUGUCGCUUGCUGUUAAGCUGCACGCGCCUGUCUGGCCGCUUCCACUUCCGCCCGCUGCCACCGGACGCCUGUCCAACUCACCCCACAGCCGGCCUGGUGACUCGACCCCAACCAGGAGGCGGAGCCCUGUACGAGUUCCGCACCUACCAAAUCCAUCCGGACCGAAACUCUGCCUUCCUGAAGCUGACCGAUGAGAAAAUUCACCUGAGGACCGCCCACUCGGAGCUUGUCGGCUACUGGCGCGUGGAGUACGGCGCCCUCAAUCAGGUCUUCCACAUUUGGAAGUACGAGUCGUAUGCCCACCGCACGGCUGUGCGCUCGGCGCUAGCGCAAGACGAACGCUGGAUGAACGAGUACAUCGUACACGCCAUGCCCAUGCUCGCGCGGCAAGACAACCGCGUCGUCGCCCUGUUGCCGUGGAGCAGCAUCAGCGCCCCCCCACGGCUCGGAGGCAUCUUUGAGCUGACGUCCUUCAGGACGCGUCCGGGCACGGGCCACGCUUGGGCCGCGUCUUUCCAGAAUAGCGACGAGCCAGGACGCCCUCGCUUGGUGGCCGCCUUCCGCGGAGACGUGGGCCAUCCGGACACAGUUUAUGCCCUGCGCUGGUUCGAGAGCGCCGACGAGCGAGGCCUAACCCCGAGCGAUGCCGACGCGUCUGGCCCGGUGGAAUCUCGCCGGAACAAACUGAUGUUCCCCUGCUCCUUCUCGCCGCUCAAGUGAGGCGCUUUCUGCAGAAAUCGCGUGGGGAUGUUUUGCCGUCCCUCCCACGGCUCACUUCCUGGAGAUAUUCGCUCAUUUGAAGCAUGUUCAAGUCACUUCCUUGUUAACUCAAUGGCUGCCAUCGACGACGCUGGACACCCACUCCUUUUAGACUGGGAAAGACCAAUUAAAGUUCGCUCAUUUCCAUGUUCAUUUCAGGUUACUGUAUAUUUUGGAACAUUGCGGGGUCACUUCUUUGUUCGUUCGCUGAUCAGCCCUUCCACUUCAAAGGAUUGGAUGCCUAGCGUUGUCUAUGGCAGCCACUGAAUAUAUAGCAGAUGCUUUAACAUUAAUAAAAUAUCAAAAUCA
Corythoichthys intestinalis (scribbled pipefish) is the source of this 1116-nucleotide messenger RNA. It is a transcript of the gene nipsnap3a, whose product is annotated as nipsnap homolog 3A (C. elegans). Lineage: Eukaryota; Metazoa; Chordata; Actinopteri; Syngnathiformes; Syngnathidae. The transcript has 5 exons. Gene Ontology annotation, cellular component: mitochondrion. The coding region runs from base 46 to 768 and encodes 240 amino acids. The record is from RefSeq and is a predicted model, not a curated record.